GGGCUAUAUAACAAGCCCCUCCAGAUCACUUAAUAGUUCCACUUCCACCUCUGCCUUCGGUCCUUCCCAUCCUACCUCACCGGCCAAACCAAAUCGCCCACCGAAACCCUGCCACAUAUAUUCAUUUCCCACUUUCACUCUCCGGCCUCCAUUCAUAAAUAAGAACUACCUUUAUCAAUUAGAUCCAGAGAUAUAUCUCCCCAACAAGACAAACCCAUCUGGUUUUGCCCAGAAUCAGCAUGGAGGUUGCAGGGUUUGCUCAGAAUCAACACUUUGGUUUUCGUGGUUUGAAUCGUCCUGCCUACUGCGCAUUUGACUUCAUUCUGAAAGCCAUAAGAGGAUGUUUCGCAUAUGUUGCUGAAAAAAAAGAUUUGACAAAGGAGCACCAAAACCAAAUGUCUGUAAUGUGCCUAUUGCCACAAUAUGGUGCGGCUGGAAAGCUGCUCUACAACGUUGGGUAUAUAGAGUUUUUUAAUUCUCAUCUAUCUGAAAACAUGAAUCAGAUGGAGCUCUCCCUGUUCAGAGCCAGAAUGGAUACCAAAAGACAAUUGAAUAUUUUGCUUGGCAAAAUAGUGAACCACAUGACUGGGGGAGAAUUUUUGCUUAAUAAGGAAGGCGUUUAUUAUGAAUAUUAUUGGUGGAUCCUUGCACUAAUUGAAAUAGUAAACCUUGUAGGCUUCAUUUCCUACAUGUGUUACCUUAAUAAGAAGUGCAAUGCAUUUGAAGCAGAUUGUUUGUUGAGAGAGGAGAGCACAAUUCGACCAAUAGAUGGUGCAAAUGGAGGAGAGGUUGAGCAGUCCCACUGUGAAGGCCCGCCUGAAGAUUUAUAGGUAUAUUUAAAGCUUAGGUCGGAUAUUUCACUUAUAAUUUAUAUUGUAAUAUUUCAAUAGUCGUAUGCAUGCUUUUUACACAUCAAUAUCAUACUACUCUGAAUUGAAUUCCCUGUGUUACGUGUAAUGAAGGCAAGGAAGACCACUUGAUGGAUCACUUCGUUCCACGCUGGGUUACUGCCAGCAGAUCUAGCUGGCUUUCAUACCUGUUAGAGUCUUGGACUUAGAGUUAAGUAAUUAAAGUUUAAAGUAUGUGCCGCGGGAACUACUGGGCUGAAUUCCAGAUUGUCGGUGAUAUUAGGUCUUGAAUUGGACUUUUUUGUACUGAUGGGUUGGAUUGGGGACGAGACCUUCAUUGGUUCAUAAACUGAUUCUUUUUUAUGCAUUCUUUUGGAUGACUCAUUAAACUAGUCCAUAUAUUUAUGUACUGGCGUUUAUUUUUUAGCACGUGUUCUGUUGCUACUCUGUGUUAUCAUCUAAAAUACGAUCAUGUAGAAGGUUUUAUACGCGGAGCAUAUAAAUAUGAAAUGCACGGUCCAACUAAAUAUGUAAAUAUUAAAUUCUAACAAAUAUGUUAAUGUGAGAACAAAUACAAUUAAAAUGUAAUUAAUAUAAAAAUGUAACUAAAAGUGACUUUAAUAUUAUAACAUGACUUUAAUAUGAAAACGUAUCUAAUGUAAAAAUGUAACUAAAAUGUGACUUUAAUAUGAAAAUGUAUCUAAUGUAAAAAUGUAGCUAAAAUUUGACUUUAAAAUGACCGAAGAGUUUUCUUAUGCAUUACAAGCCAAUUAUUCCAAUGUGUUGGCAAAGACCGAAGAAGAAUUGUAAGUUGAAAUUGAACACUAACGCGUUGUUAUACCUAUGUUUCAUCGGGAGGGGCAAUUCUUUAAAAUGAUAUAGGAGAGCUUUUGGCUGCUAUCAGCUUUCCUGUAUCUGCGACGUCGAGCAUAAAAGCUGAACCCCGACCUUUCAUUUCAGCUACUACCUGGGCGAUUCAGGAAGGUUAUUCAGGGUUUCAGGUGGAAUCCAACUCUUCAUCAACCUUGGAUCUCAUUUGAGACGACAGGGCGAGAAAAUGGAUGGACCUUAUUCGUGAUUUCCGUCUCUUGACUGACAACAGGGAGAUUUAGUUUAGUCAUGUGAUACGGGAAGGAAAUGAGCUGGCCCAUUACUUACCAUAUCUUCACGCGGAUCAAUUCCUCAAAUUUGUAUCUGUUGGUUCUUUACCUUCUUCUGUUAUGAUGCUUAUUAUGUUGAUUUAUUUAAUUUCCCUUCUUUUAGAUUUAUCAGUCAAUUUGUAUUAUUGGGUCAGGCCUAGCCCUCCCAAUUCGCUCUUCAUUUGCGAUUAUUUAUGUAUUUCGAAGAGGUAUGCCUCUUCCGGGGAGGUUUGGUUUGAUUCUCCUUUCCGUUGUAUUUUUAUUUAUUAUUUUCAAUAAAAACCUUGCAAAUAUUCCUCGGC
Molecule: messenger RNA, 2289 nt
Organism: Cuscuta epithymum
Lineage: Eukaryota; Viridiplantae; Streptophyta; Magnoliopsida; Solanales; Convolvulaceae
Source: the annotation of a GenBank genome assembly